Perkinsus marinus ATCC 50983 is the source of this 827-nucleotide messenger RNA. RefSeq lists its product as hypothetical. The transcript has 6 exons. The coding region runs from base 20 to 706 and encodes 228 amino acids. The record is from RefSeq and is a predicted model, not a curated record. Lineage: Eukaryota; Perkinsozoa; Perkinsida; Perkinsidae.
CGGUUCCGUCUAGUUAUCCAUGGUGCGCGUUCUCGCUAGCGUGGCUGCGUUUUACAUGUUGUGUGGAGUUCAGGCUGCUCCCACUGAUAAGGCUACUGUUAAGGAGACCACUCGCUCGACAGCUGCUACUUCCGAUGCCCUCAUUACCUUCGAUGCCUUGAAGAGUGUGGCCUAUCAGACUGGUGUUUAUUGGGUGGAUUUUGCCAAGUUCUCUCGAGAUACUGCGGUAUCGAUGUUAUCUAAGGGCAUGCAGGUGAAGUACAACGAAGUGGUCCGUGACGGCAAUAAGUACUAUGCUCAAGCUAAGGACGUGUACUACGCUGAAGUGGCUCCGAAGAUUAAUUCCAUCAUCGAUGCGGGUGUUACUAGUGCUAAGAAGAUGUACAGUUUUGUCAAUGAGAAGCAGAAGUCUCUCAGUACUGCCAACCUCAAGAUUUUACACGCGGCUUACCCUGGCACAAGAGGGGUCGUUGGUUCUGAGCUGGCGGAUAGGCUCGUGUUCAUCUUCUUGAGCAUGACCUUGUUCAGCUGGGCUGUUUAUCUGUUAAAGCUGCCCUUCCAAUGUUUGGGGUAUAUGCUCUGUCCUAGACGAGCGAAGAAGAGUGUCCGCUCGGGCGUGGCAGGUCAAAGUGAGAAGGCUAAAGCUCAGCAUGGGAAAGGUUCCCCUACUCCGACUAAGAAUUUCAAGGGUAAGAAGCAAAACUGAAUAAGUCUAUGUCAAGGAAAUCACGAAAUCAAAACAACUCGAUAGUAUCCUAUACAAUCGCGGGCAUUGAUCCUGUUAUUAAUGCUCGUACUGUUGGUGAUGCUGUUGGUCAUUGUUGAUG